AUGGCAGCACGCACCCUUGGCGCGGCCCUCCGCGCGACCUUGAAGCGCUCGGCCCGGUCGCCCGCCAUGUUGCGACCCAUGCACCUCGUCGCGCGGCCUCUUACAUCGAGCGCCUCGGCGGUGCGCGACUUCUCCUUGAGCAGCCUCCCGCCCAAGGCCAAGAAUGCCACCAGUCCGUCAAUCGAUGUCGACCACAUGCACGCUGCGUACGCCAAGCUACAGAAGCUCUGUGACGACAACGACUUUGCGGGCGUCGUCAAGGAAGUGGCCUCAUACUACCGCCCGCUCGUGCAAUCACUCGAAGGCCACGCCGCGCCGGCGCCGUUCGACCCGGUCAUGACGGCGCGCGUCGAGCAGGAAGCCAUGACGCUGCUCGUCAAGUACCGGCAGCACGAAGCGGCGACGCUGCUGUACGAAAACCUCCAAGACAUGACGGCGGCGUCACCGCUCGUCAAGCCGACGCGGCGCACCAUGUCCUUUCUUCUGGGCAUGCUUAGCUUCCAGCACGCGCACGCGGACGUCGAGGCGGCCAUGGACUUUGCGCUUGGCCACGGUGUGUACCCGACCGAGUCCAUGAACGCGUCGUACUUAAAGGCGCUGAUCUCGACCAAGCAGCUCGACAAAGCGGCGGC
Messenger RNA from Saprolegnia parasitica CBS 223.65, 632 nucleotides. RefSeq lists its product as hypothetical. The transcript has a single exon. Lineage: Eukaryota; Oomycota; Saprolegniomycetes; Saprolegniales; Saprolegniaceae. The record is from RefSeq and is a predicted model, not a curated record. The annotation marks the transcript as partial.